ACUAAUAUACCUAUAACUAUGGCUUAAUGGUGAGGUGUAGCAGAGGAAAAAGAACUGUGAAGUGAGCAAUGUUGUUGCCUCAUAACAUGACACAAGAAAGGGAAUUAAAAUAAGGAAGGGAAAAAAUAAUGAGCAAGAACAUUUCUCUAUCAUAUUUGACCUCCAAAUGCACAUGGCUGCUUGGGUUUCUGUUCUAUUAGUUUUUGGUUUUUUAAAAGUUUUUGCCUUUACCCUCACAAGUUUACAAUCACAUGCUGUCCUCUCUCUUCUGCUCUGAGCUGACUCUCUCUUUCUCUCUCAUCUAUAGUGAUUGGCUACAUACAUGUUUCAGCUGUGUCAUUGAAUGCUUUUGACUCCAUAGUUGAAGAGAUUCCUCAGAUCUACAGGGCACCACUUUUCGACAUUGUCAGCCUCAAUUCUUCAUCUUUCUGGGCUCUUUUUUCCUCACUCGCUUUAACUCCUUCAACAAUUCAUUCUCAUGACAUGAUUUACAAUCAUAUACAAGCUGGCACUAGCGCUCUGGCUUAUAGAUAAAGCCAAGAAUUAAGCAUUGACCAGUGCUUCUUGAGAUGCAAGUGCUAAUGGAUUGAAGGAAGAAAAUUGGAUGCUAUCAGUUUGUUUUCAAUGGUUUGUGAGAUGGAAAGUGAUUGUAUUGAAGACAUGGACGUUGAAGUCCUCUCUUCAAUGUGGCCAGAAGAUAUUGGCUCUGAUGUUGGAAAACAGUUCAAUAUAGAGAAGCCUGGAAGGGACCAAGAUAUGUUGGAGGAAGUAACAAUCUUAGAGGAGCCAACUAUAGCUGAUUUUCAGCGUCUCAUGGAGCUUACAAAUUACACAGAUAAAGGGUCUUCUCAGCUGGCAUAUCUCAUGCAACACUGGGAGUAUAAGCAGGCUAAUGCAGUUCGGCUUCUCAGAGAGGAACUCGACAACCUUAGCAAACAAAGACAGGAAGUUGAGCUCAGAAAAUUGGAGAUACUGAAAGACAAUCGGUUUGAGGAAGAGAAUUAUGGAGGUGACAAACGACCAGUUUCUAUAUUGGAUGAGAUUUACUACACAUGGCAAGAUGUUCCAGUGCCACUCAGGAAAAGUGAUGUGGUUGUGCAGAACAAGAGGAUUGAGAUUGAUGCUGAGUAUGACACUGUUGUGUAUUGGAAACAGCGGGCACUGCAGUUGGAAAAACAGUUGGAGGCAAGUGUCAACAGAGAGCAGAUACUAACAGACAAGUUGCAAGAAAGUAUAAAGAAUUUUGAAAGGCAAUCUUCACCAGUGGAAGAACUAACUCAGAUUCUGAAGAGAGCAGAUAAUUUCUUACAUUUUAUACUCCAAAAUGCACCUGUUGUUAUUGGCCAUCAGGACAAAGAGUUGCGAUAUCGCUUUAUCUACAAUCAUUUUCCAAGUUUACAAGAGGAGGACAUCAUAGGAAAAACUGAUGUUGAAAUUUUCACUGGAUCCGGUGUUAAGGAGUCUCAAGAUUUCAAGAGGGAAGUGAUGGAGAAAGGGUUGCCUGCAAAGAAGGAAAUUACUUUUGAGACAGAACUAUUUGGGUCAAAGACAUUUUUGAUAUAUGUAGAACCUGUCUUUAGCAAAGCAGGGGAGACAAUUGGAAUAAAUUAUAUGGGAAUGGAAAUAACAGAUCAGGUAAGAAAAAGAGAAAGAAUGGCAAAGCUUAGGGAAGAGAUUGCAGUGCAGAAAGCCAAAGAAACAGAACUUAAUAAAACCAUUCACAUUACAGAGGAGACUAUGAGAGCAAAACAAAUGCUGGCAACAAUGUCUCAUGAGAUAAGAUCUCCACUAUCUGGAGUUGUUAGCAUGGCUGAAAUUCUUUCCACCACGAAACUUGAUCGGGAACAAAGACAGCUUUUGAAUGUCAUGAUAUCUUCAGGAGAUUUGGUUCUUCAACUUAUAAAUGACAUUCUUGAUCUUUCCAAGGUUGAGUCAGGAGUUAUGAAAUUGGAAGCAACCAAAUUCCGGCCAAGAGAGGUGGUAAAACAUGUACUCCAGACUGCUGCAGCAUCACUGCAGAAAAUGUUAACCUUAGAAGGAAAUGUAGCAGAUGAUAUACCUAUUGAGGUCAUUGGAGAUGUUUUGAGGAUUCGGCAGAUCCUCACAAAUUUAGUCAGCAAUGCUGUGAAGUUUACACAUGAAGGCAAAGUUGGUAUCAACCUUUACGUUGUUUCAGAGCCACCUUUUGCCAAAGCAGAAGGCCAUCAAAAGAUGGCCAUAGAUCAGUCUACAAAUUCAGCAAAUGGAGUGAAGGAAGAGAACUAUGCAUCAACACCACGAAGCAGCAGUGAUAAAAAUGGUCUUGAUGGUCAGAAACACAACGACCAUCCUAGCCAAAAUCAUUUAUUCAACGAUGAAUGUAGAUCUUCAGUUAAAAGUGAAUGCUCAAUGAAUGGAGAUACUGAGGAGCAAACUCAUUCUACUGAAACAACAGUGUGGAUACGUUGUGAUGUGUAUGACACAGGAAUUGGAAUACCAGAAAAGGCAAUACCUAAUUUAUUUAGAAGGUACAUGCAAGUAAGUGCAGACCAUGCUCGAAAAUAUGGUGGCACAGGUCUGGGACUGGCAAUAUGCAAACAACUGGUUGAGUUAAUGGGGGGUCAUUUAACAGUAUCUAGCAAAGAACAUUGUGGUUCUACCUUCACAUUCAUUCUUCCCUACAAAGUUUCAACGGGUUGUGAUAAUUCUGAUGACCCAGAUGAACUUUCAGAUGUGGAUGAUAAUGAGGAUGAUACCACAGAGGGGUUCUUCCAAUUCCAACCACGCACGCUAGGCUCUCUCUUCUCUUCUAAUGGACCUACCAGGCCCCAAAAUAUACUACCAGGUUUCAGAAGCUCAAACAAGUUCAAUGGAUUUUCAGAGAAUUCUUACUCAUUCCCCACUACAGACAUAAAAUCAAAAGGGACCAGUUCAACUGAGGAUGCAUCUUCAGUUGUUGUUGAUGCUCCUGAGAUGUAUGAAUCAACAAGUUCAUCAAACCAUAGCCCUCAAACGAAGAAUGAAAGUGCAGUUAACACCAACCAACAGAAUCAAGAUAAGGUACAUGCUCGGUUACAGAAUGGUAGUGUAGACUCUUCUCAACAUAAGGAGGCAAUCACACUAGGAACAAUGUCAAAUGAACUCCAACAAACAUGUGUCGUUAGUAGUAACAAUAACACUUCAUCAGAAGAAAUCAAAUCCUCAUCAGGGCCUAAGAUUCUUCUUGUUGAAGAUAACAAGAUCAAUGUCAUGGUGACACAGUCAAUGAUGAAGAGGUUAGGCUAUAGCAUGGAUGUUGUGAACAAUGGAGUGGAAGCUGUACGUGCAGUUCAACGCCAUACUUAUGAUGUCAUUUUGAUGGAUGUGUUCAUGCCAGUUAUGAAUGGUCUUCAAACAACAAAACUGAUUCGGUCUUAUGAGGAAACUGGCAAUUGGGAUGCUGCAAGAAAAGCUGGAAUUGAACAAUGCUUACCAAUUUCACAUGAAUGUUCUGCACCACCUAAAAACCGGAUCCACAUUGUUGCGAUGACAGCAAACACAAUGUCGGAGAGUGCUGAGGAGUGUUAUGCAAAUGGUAUGGACUCGUUUGUGUCAAAACCUGUUACAUUCCAAAAAUUGAAAGACUGUCUAGAACAGUAUCUGAGGUGAUGAUAAUAACAUGUAAAUUUUUGCUUGUGUAUAAAAGAAUAAGAGCCUAGGAAAGUUUUGCUAAGAAUGCACCAUGUUCUCUCCUCUUCAUCAGUGUCUACCUUAAAUUGUAUAGAUCUAAAACAUUCUUUUUCAUCUCUCGGAAUGCAUAAUAGCUGUUAGAAAGCUGAUAGGACUAGUUGGAGCGUGAAUGUAGAGGUUUUGGCAAUGUUGGCACUGCAAGAAAUCAUAAAGAGACACACUUUUGAAGUUGAUGGUAAUAUUUUACUUGCUGCUAGUAGAAAUUAUGAAGAGUUUGGUUCUAAAAUUAAAGGAGUGAAAAGGGUGUGUGAGAAUUUAUGUACAUGAAUGAUUUGAGUCUCCUGCAGUAUUGGACGAGGUGCAGUUAGGGAAAAGAAGAGAGUGUAGGACCCUGUGUAAUUUUGCAGGAGAUAUCAUCUCAAAUUCUCGACUUCAAUAUUUAUGCUCCAGAUCAUGUUUCUUCUAAA
Molecule: messenger RNA, 4115 nt
Organism: Vigna unguiculata (cowpea)
Lineage: Eukaryota; Viridiplantae; Streptophyta; Magnoliopsida; Fabales; Fabaceae
Product: histidine kinase 5-like
Biological process (GO): phosphorelay signal transduction system; protein autophosphorylation
Cellular component (GO): plasma membrane
Molecular function (GO): histidine phosphotransfer kinase activity; phosphorelay sensor kinase activity
Source: RefSeq, a predicted model, not a curated record